Molecule: messenger RNA, 1665 nt
Organism: Paramecium octaurelia
Lineage: Eukaryota; Ciliophora; Oligohymenophorea; Peniculida; Parameciidae
Source: the annotation of a GenBank genome assembly
AUGAUUUAAUCAAAAAUGAUUGAAAAAUAAGAAGAACUUCAUAGUUGUUUAAAGCAUAAACUUCCAAUCCUUAUGGUUGCUUUUGAUACAACUUUAAAGAGGAAUGAGAGACUUUUAUGCUGUUAAUGCAUGGAAAAUCUUGGAUCAAAAGCCCAACUAAUGAGUUUCAAAAAGGUUGUAGAGAUUAUAGAGGAAAAUCAAAAAUAAAAGUAUGAAUUAGUUGGGAAUGUGAUAACGAUCACCAUCAAAAGAAUUGAAGAACUCUAAUAAAAUCUUGUUUCAUUAAAAUCUGAAAUUGUUUAAUAAUUAGAUUAAUUAAUUAGAGUUGUUGAUGAAUAGAAAAAUCAUAUAAUACAAACUGGAUAAUAAAAUGUUACUUAUAGUUUUCAUGAUGAAUUGGAUAAUCUAGUUAAGGAAAAAAGAUAGGAAGAAUUCAGUUAGAAAACAUUAUUUGACCAAAUUGGUUAAAUAUAAUACUAAUGGAAUCAAAAAAUUGAAAAGAAAUUAAAUUUAUUUAAAUCAUUUUAAGAAAGUUAAAAAUGUUUAGAAAUAUUAAAAUAGUUAAGUAAUAUCAAUGAAACACAGAAGAUUACAGGAGAGCAAAUAUUAGAAAAAGUAAAUAAUGAAAUUAUGAUAUAGACAUACAAGGAUGUGAUUUAGGUUGACAAUAAAUAGAAAUAAUAGGUAUUAACUAUGUCUCAAUCCGUGUAAUUAAAUUUGAUUGAUAAUCAAUUUUAAUAGAAUGGAUAGUGUUAAGCAAUUGUGUUCAAUAGGGAUGGAUCAAUUAUGAUUUCAACUUAUGAUUGUGAGGUUAAAAUAUGGAAUUUUGAAAAAGGAAGAUUUAAAUUAUCUAAUUCUUAUAAUAAACAUAGCAAUCCUAUCUAUUGUUUAGUGUAUAGCAAAAAGAUAAAUAACUUUAUUUCUGGUUGUGGCUCUGGGGAAAUUAUAUGUUGGAAAUAAAUUAAUUAAAAUGAGUGGAAAUGGUCAUAACCAUCCAAAGAGCAUAAUGCAUGUGUUAUGUGUUUAUUGUUAAAUAAAUAAGAGGAUCAGCUUAUUUCUGGAGGGAAUGAUCAUCGUGUAAUUGUAUGGUAAGUAGAUUUUACAAAAAAUGAUCUGAAAUUUCUUUAUUCUUUAGAUAUGCAUAGCAAUUGUGUAGAAUCACUUAGUUUUAAUUAAUCCGAAACUAUAUUGGCAUCCUGUGGUUAUGAUCAAUUUAUAAUAUGGGGGAAAGGAUUAAAAGGAAAUUGGGAAUAUAAAUAUAGAUAAAAUGUUUCAUCUGGAAGUAAAAUCUAUUUCGUUAACGAUUAAUAAUUCCUUUGGGUACCUAGUGCUGAGUAAAAGAAUGAUAUUUUUGUAUUUGAAUUGUAGAAUGGAGUUUUUAAAUAGAAUUACAAUAAAACCAUCUCUUUAAUUGAGAAUAAUGAAUGUGAGGAUUAAAUAUUGUUUCCAAUUAUGCAUAUUAAAGAUAGAAACAUGAUAUUAGUAAGACAUAAGCAUCAUAUCUAUUUGAUUAGACGAUUAAAUGAUGGCACAUUUAAUAUUGUUGCAUCACUAAACUCAUAAACUACAUGGACUUAUGGAUCUAUGACCAAUGAUGGCUAAUAUUUAGUGUUUUGGGAUAUGGAAAAUAAAAAAUACUCAUCAUAUGAGAUAAUAUAUAAAUGA